Molecule: messenger RNA, 806 nt
Organism: Chaetomium strumarium
Lineage: Eukaryota; Fungi; Ascomycota; Sordariomycetes; Sordariales; Chaetomiaceae
Exons: 1
Coding region: 94-639 (181 amino acids)
Source: RefSeq, a predicted model, not a curated record
AACGACAACGACAACGACAACGACGACGAUGACGAUGACGACGACUACGGCCCUCCCCCGCCACCGCCUCAAACAGACCACCUCACCCGCUCUAUGGCAACAUCAUCAUCCUCAACACCAUCAGCGUCAAGGAUCCCCACCCCAGCCGCAGCCACAGCCCCGGGCCCAACAAUCCCAACACAAGCGGACCUCUCCCUCCGCGACGAAGCGCUAGCCGUCUUACGGGAAUCCGAGCUGACGGCCCUCCGCCUCGCGCGGCGCGCCCACCGGCAAGAACAAAAGGCGCUGCUGGACGAAGCCCUCCCGCCGCGGGCAGACGCCGGCACGCGCGAGCGGCGGCUCGAGAAGCGGAGGGAGGUCAACGAGAAGAUGCGUGGGUUCCGCGAGAAGUCGCCCGGGGGGCCGGUCGGGGACGUGCCCGAGGGCGAGCUGCUGGGCGGCGGGGCCACGGCGGAGGAGGAGUAUCGCGCGAUUGUCAGGGCGAGGGCGGAGAAGAGGAAGGAGCGGGUGAGCCGGCGGGAAGAGGCGGAGCGGGCGAGAAUGGCGGAGCGGGAGGAGCGGGUGAGGGCUUACCGCGAGAGGGAGGCCAGGGUGGUGGAGGGGUUGAGGGAGUUGGCUAGGCAGCGGUUUGGGAUUUGAGGGGGCUUUUUGUAGUCGGGAGAUAGAUACCUACCUUAAGUAGGUGGGUAGAUAACUUGCUCGUGACCAUGUUUCGGCUGACCGGUGAGUCAAAGGCAGGCUACUAGUCAACUAGGUGCCUUAGUCAUUCGUACGAUGCUCGUCCAAAUAUGAGCAAAGCCUGAGCA